Messenger RNA from Pseudopodoces humilis (Tibetan ground-tit), 1071 nucleotides. It is a transcript of the gene HTR5A, whose product is annotated as 5-hydroxytryptamine receptor 5A. Lineage: Eukaryota; Metazoa; Chordata; Aves; Passeriformes; Paridae. Gene Ontology annotation, molecular function: G protein-coupled serotonin receptor activity. The record is from RefSeq and is a predicted model, not a curated record. Gene Ontology annotation, cellular component: plasma membrane. Gene Ontology annotation, biological process: adenylate cyclase-activating adrenergic receptor signaling pathway; positive regulation of MAPK cascade.
AUGGAGCGCCCGCUCAACCUCAGCUGCCUCGCCGAUACGACGCCGGACAGCGGCAACAGGAGCGGGUCCUCCGCCGGCCCCGAGGGCGGCCAGGCCCAUCUCUCCGUCUUCAGCGUGUUGGUCCUCACGCUGUUGGCCAUGCUGGUGGUGGCCACGUUCCUCUGGAACGGGCUGGUCCUGGCCACCAUCCUCCGCGUGCGCAGUUUCCACCGCGUGCCCCACAACCUGGUGGCCUCCAUGGCCAUCUCUGACGUGAUGGUGGCGGCCCUCGUCAUGCCCCUCAGCCUGGUGCACGAGUUGUCCGGGCGGCGGUGGCGGCUGGGCCGGUCGCUCUGCCAGGUGUGGAUCUCCUUCGAUGUGCUGUGCUGCACGGCCAGCAUCUGGAAUGUCACGGCCAUUGCCCUCGACCGCUACUGGUCCAUCACCCGUCACCUGGAGUACACGCUCCGCACCCGGCGCCGCAUCUCCAACAUCAUGAUUGCUCUCACCUGGGCGCUCUCCGCCUUUAUCUCUCUGGCCCCACUGCUCUUUGGCUGGGGAGAGACUUACUCAGAGGACAGUGAAGAGUGCCAAGUCAGCCAGGAGCCCUCCUACACCAUCUUCUCCACGUUCGGGGCCUUCUACCUGCCCCUCUGCGUGGUGCUCUUUGUGUACUGGAAGAUCUACAAGGCUGCCAAGUUUCGAAUCGGAUCUCGCAAGAGCAACUCCAUCACCCCCAUUACACCAGAAGCGCUGGAGGUAAAGGAAGCGGCCCAGCAGCCACAGAUGGUCUUCACUGUCCGUCACGCCACUGUUACGUUCCAGACGGACGGAGACACGUGGAGAGAGCAGAAGGAAAAGAAAGCUGCCCUCAUGGUGGGCAUCCUUAUCGGGGUCUUUGUGCUCUGCUGGAUCCCCUUCUUCAUCACAGAGCUCAUCAAUCCACUCUGCUCAUGUGACAUCCCACCUGUUUGGAAGAGCAUUUUUCUAUGGCUGGGCUAUUCAAAUUCCUUUUUUAAUCCACUCAUCUACACUGCUUUCAACAAAAACUACAACAAUGCCUUCAGGAACCUAUUCUUUAGGCAGCAGUGA